AUGUCUCUUCGCGCAGCUCGCCGCGUCUGCUUGGCUCCCCCCUUCUCUGCUCCUGCACGCAUACGUUCCUAUUCACCCGCGCUCCCUCCGGCUGCCACACGGUGGAGACGCCAUCACAUCCUACGCGGCAGCUCUGCCUUACGCCCUCCACCCUGCCCUAACAGGCCGAGCCCACGCAUCGCCAGUCUCUCCUUGCCCCCCAACUCACCAACCUCAUCUUUUGAGAAGGCCAGAAACCUCCCUACUCUCUCACGAGCCCCAGUUAGAUACUGUUCCUACCGGAGACAAAACAUGUGCAGGCUUGCUGGAGACAUCGACCACACUGGAGGAGCCGUCCCGGACCCCAACCAGGGCCGCGAGCUCCUCCCCACCAACGUCCUCCCGAGACACUACGAUGUGACUAUGGAACCCGACUUCGACAAGUUCACCUUCGAAGGCAAGGUCCUUAUCGACUUCGACGUCCAGGAGGAUACCGAUUCCAUAUCCCUCCACACCGUCCAGCUCGACCUCCACAGCGCCCAGGUCAAAUCCGGCGAGACUGUAGUCACCUCGUCCUCAGCCAUCACCUACGACGAGGCCAAGCAGGUCUCGCGGAUCGAGCUCAAGGAUGUCCUCCCCAAGGGGACGGCCCAGCUCGAGGUCAAGUUCACCGGCCAACUCAACGAUUCCAUGGCUGGCUUCUACCGCUCCACCUACAAGAAGCCCGACGGCACGCAAGGCAUCCUGGCCACUACCCAGAUGGAGGCCAAUGACUGCCGCCGAGCCUUCCCCUGCUUCGACGAGCCCAUGCACAAGGCCAAGUUCACCGUCACCCUGAUCGCGGACAAGCACCUCACGUGCCUGAGCAACAUGGACGUAGCGUCCGAGUCCGAGGUACACUCGGAGCUGAGCGGGUCCACCAAGAAGGCCGUCAAGUUCAACACCACUCCCCUCAUGUCGACGUACCUGGUCGCCUUCAUCGUCGGCGAAUUAAACUAUAUCGAGACGGACAAAUUCCGGGUGCCGGUUCGCGUGUACGCUCCGCCUAGUUCGGAUAUCGAACAUGGCCGCUUCUCUCUCGAUCUCGCCGCACGAACGCUGGAAUACUACGAGAAGAUAUUCGGCGCCGAUUUUCCCCUGCCCAAGAUGGACAUGGUGGCCAUCCCCGACUUCGCAGCCGGCGCCAUGGAAAAUUGGGGCUUGAUCACCUACCGUGUCGUCGACCUUAUACUGGACGAGAAGGCAAGCGGUGCCGCUAUGAAGGAGCGCGUCGCCGAGGUCGUGCAGCACGAGCUCGCCCACCAAUGGUUCGGAAACCUGGUGACCAUGGAUUGGUGGGAGGGCCUAUGGCUGAACGAGGGCUUCGCGACUCUGAUGAGUUGGCAGAGCUGUAAUUACUUUUACCCCGAGUGGAAGGUAUGGGAGAACUACGUCACGGAUAAUCUCCAGAGCGCCUUGGGGUUGGACUCCCUGAGGAGCAGUCAUCCUAUCGAGGUGCCGGUCAAGCGCGCCAGCGAGGUUGACCAGAUCUUUGACGCCAUUUCGUACUCCAAGGGCUCCUGCGUCCUUCGGAUGAUCUCCACGUAUCUUGGCGAGGAAACAUUCCUGGAAGGCCUCCGGAGAUAUAUCAAGAAGCACGCCUACGGAAAUACGAGGACGGAUGACUUGUGGGCCGCCCUCGAGGACGCCAGCGGAAAACCGGUUAGAGAGAUUAUGUCUAUCUGGACCAAGAACGUCGGCUUCCCCGUGGUCCAGGUCGCGGAGAACGAGGCAGAUAGCACGAUCCGCGUCAAGCAAAACCGGUUCCUGAGAACUGGUGACACAAAACCCGAGGAGGAUCAGGUGCUAUACCCGGUCUUCUUGGGUCUCCGGACGAGGGGGGGUAUAGAUGACUCCCUAACCCUGACUAAGAGGGAAGACACGUUCAAGGUCAAAGACCUCGACUUUUUCAAGUUGAACGCGAACCAUACCAGUAUCUAUCGGACAAGCUACACCCCAGAACGCCUUACCAAGCUGGGCCUGUCCGCUAAGGAGGGGCUGCUUACGGUUGAGGACCGUGCAGGCAUGAUCGCCGACGCUGGCGCCCUCGCUGUGUCCGGAUACCAAAAAACGUCGGGUGUCUUGAACCUACUGAAAGGGUUCGACACCGAAACUUCCUUUGUAGUAUGGAGCGAGAUCAUUGCUAGGGUCGCAACCGUGCAAUCGGCAUGGAUAUUUGAGGACGCGGCCAUCAAGAACGGACUCGAGAUCUUUGUCAAAGAACUGAUCAGCGAGAGAGCGCAUAAGCUGGGCUGGGUCUUCUCUGACAAGGACGGCCACGUUGAGCAGCAGUUUAAAGCCAUGCUGUUCGGCGCGGCCGGAAUGGCGGGCGACGAGAAGGUGAUCGCGGCAGCGAAGGAGAUGUUUGUCAAGUACAUGGCCGGCGAUAAGUCGGCUGUUCAUCCCAACAUCCGGGGCAGCGUGUUCAGCAUCGCGCUCAAGUAUGGCGGGAAGGAAGAGUACGAUUCGGUUCUCGACUUCUUCCACAAGUCUACCAACAGCGACGAGCGGAAUACGGCGCUACGGUGCAUAGGCCGGGCGAAAGACCCGGCUCUCAUCCAGCAGACGCUCAACUUCGUCCUGAGCGGCGAGGUCAAGAGUCAGGACAUCUACCUUCCGGCGAGCGGGCUCAGGAGCCACGCCGAGGGUAUCGAUGCGCUGUUCGACUGGCUGACGGAAAAAUGGCCCGAGGUGUACGAGAGACUGAGCGGGAACCCGCCGAUCCUAGGCUCGAUAGUGACCAUCUGCACGUCGAGCUUCGCGAAGCCGGAGCAGCUCGCGCGGGUCGAGGCGUUCUUCCAGGACAUCGACGUCAAGAACUUUGCGCAGCCGCUCGCUCAGAGCAAGGACGCCAUCCGCAGCAAGAUCGCGUGGCUCGAGCGCGACCGGGAGGACGUGGCGGCGUGGGUUCGAGAAAACGGGUACAUCCCUAAGCUAUAG
This is a messenger RNA of Durotheca rogersii, 2958 nucleotides long. RefSeq names its product peptidase family M1-domain-containing protein. Lineage: Eukaryota; Fungi; Ascomycota; Sordariomycetes; Xylariales; Xylariaceae. Gene Ontology annotation, cellular component: cytoplasm. The coding region runs from base 1 to 2958 and encodes 985 amino acids. Gene Ontology annotation, molecular function: zinc ion binding; peptide binding; metalloaminopeptidase activity. The record is from RefSeq and is a predicted model, not a curated record. Gene Ontology annotation, biological process: proteolysis; peptide catabolic process. The transcript has 5 exons.